Triticum turgidum subsp. durum (durum wheat) is the source of this 384-nucleotide messenger RNA. The record is from the annotation of a GenBank genome assembly. Lineage: Eukaryota; Viridiplantae; Streptophyta; Magnoliopsida; Poales; Poaceae.
AUGGGUUCGGGUUCAACCACCGUCAGGCUCAUGGCCUUCGCCUCCGCUCUCGUGCUGCUGACGCACUGCACUCACGCGGCAGCGGCACCAAGCUUUCAGCAGAAACAGGCUGCGGCCAAGACGUGGUGCGUGGCCAAGCCAUCGACGGGCGAGGCGGCGCUGAGGGCCAACCUGGAGUUCGCCUGCUCCGAGAGCGACUGUAGCGCGAUCCAGGGCACGGGGGGCUGCUCCGCGCAGAACGGCGGCGUGCUGCUGUCGCGGGCCUCGGUGGCCAUGAACGCCUACUACCAGGCCAGGGGGAGGAACACCUGGAACUGCUUCUUCAACGCCACCGGCAUCAUCAGCAUCACCGACCCCAGUCUAGGCACUUGCAAGUAUGCCUGA